Rhincodon typus (whale shark) is the source of this 705-nucleotide messenger RNA. Its product is annotated as nuclear protein MDM1-like. Lineage: Eukaryota; Metazoa; Chordata; Chondrichthyes; Orectolobiformes; Rhincodontidae. The transcript is spliced from 3 exons. Bases 142 to 699 code for a protein of 185 amino acids. Gene Ontology annotation, biological process: negative regulation of centriole replication. Gene Ontology annotation, molecular function: microtubule binding. The record is from RefSeq and is a predicted model, not a curated record.
UCCCAGUGUGGGGGUAUACUGGGGUAGAGCACGGGGUAUUGAAGAUCUCAGUGAGGGGGGUAUACCAAGGGACUUGGGGAUCUCAGUGAGGGAGUGGGGCACAAGGCUCUGAGUAACUGGGCUGUCAGAGGACCGGGGAACAUGCCCCUGCACUUUAAGGGUUUAAGUGAAUACAAACGAAAUUUCAAAUGGAAUGACUCCCAGAGAUCACAUUCUUGCAGUCCCCUCACUAAGCAAAAAGUACCUUGGGCAGGUGUGCCCUCAGAGCAGCUGGGUAAGCCUAUUAUAUGGAAUGCAAGGGAGCCAAAUUUUAUCUCAAAGAAACGCGUACCAUACUACAGUCCUCAAGCUUCACAAUCUUUUCAGUGGGACUGGAACAACGAUUCCAACAGCGGAUCCCAUGAACCAGAACCCAAAAUAUCUGAACUAAUGAAACCACAGUCUUCUGUUUCAAAUGAAAGAGUGACCGAGAAGGCUCAAGGUAACCAGGAAGAAUCUGAAACUCCCAAUGCUCCUCGAAAGCCUAAAGUUGCCAGAUCGCGGUCUGCAGACUGCCAUUUGCACUCAGCAUUAGAACCAUCACUGAUCAAAGACAGGCAGUCAGCUGCAGUUGCUCAGAAAGGAAAAGAAGACAUGUCUUCUGGAAAAGAGAGUGGAGAUAAGGCAGUUAAUAAUGCUGUAAGUAGGAAUGAUAAUUAAAAUGAU